CCUCAUGGACUCUCUGUUGUCCUAACGUCACCGGCUGUCUUCAGCUUCACAGCACCGAUGUGUCCAGAGCGCCACCUGGAGGCUGCAGAAAUCCUGGGUGCACAGGUACAGCAGGUGAAACGGAAGGACGCCGGCGCUGUCCUGGCUGACCAGCUGCGUCACUUCCUGUUUGAUCUGCAGGUGGAGGAUGGGCUCGGCGCCGUCGGGUACAGCAGAGAAGAUAUCCCGGCGUUGGUGAAGGGGACGCUCCCUCAG
Molecule: messenger RNA, 255 nt
Organism: Austrofundulus limnaeus
Lineage: Eukaryota; Metazoa; Chordata; Actinopteri; Cyprinodontiformes; Rivulidae
Product: hydroxyacid-oxoacid transhydrogenase, mitochondrial
Cellular component (GO): mitochondrion
Molecular function (GO): alcohol dehydrogenase (NAD+) activity
Source: RefSeq, a predicted model, not a curated record